Messenger RNA from Akanthomyces muscarius, 1620 nucleotides. RefSeq lists its product as uncharacterized. The record is from RefSeq and is a predicted model, not a curated record. Lineage: Eukaryota; Fungi; Ascomycota; Sordariomycetes; Hypocreales; Cordycipitaceae. The coding region runs from base 1 to 1620 and encodes 539 amino acids. The transcript has 5 exons.
AUGGAGACGGCUCAGCAAAAGAUCGAGAGGGCCAGAGCAAGGCGCGAGACUGGCCUCGCCAAAGUCGAGCCGAAGCUCGCGGGCCUGCCGGACCAGCUACCCCGCAACAGCCUGGAUCUGUCGAGCAGUAUUCUGACCGCGAGAGAAAUCGAGCUCACAGAAAAGUACGACGUCAUUGAGCUUUUGAGGAUUCUUAAAUCGAGGGAGGUCUCUGUGGAGGAAGUGACUAGAGCCUUUCUACGUCGUGCGGCCGUUGCGCACGCUGCCACGAAUUGUCUGGUGGAGUUGAUGUGGGAUCAGGCCAUUGCCCGGGCCAAGCACCUCGACGCGCUGCCUGAGCCAAACGGCGCUUUCUUUGGCCUGCCCAUCUCUACCAAGGAGCACCACGGCAUGGUCGGUGAGAAUAUCAUCACAACCGCCUCUGUAAUUGCAUGGGUCGACCGCAAGCAUGGCUCCAACGUACUGUACGACGAUCUCUGGGACGAGGGAUGUGUUUUCUACGCCCGAACCACUCAGCCACAAACCAUUAUGCACCUGGAAACCGUCAGCAACCUGUGGGGAAGAACUGACAACCCGUACAACCGAGACCUGACAGCAGGUGGAAGCAGCGGAGGAGAGUCUGCUUUGAUUGCUAUGCGCGGUAGUCUGUUGGGCAUUGGCGGUGACAUUGGUGGCAGCAUUCGUUGCCCUUCUGCUUUUGUUGGCAUUUAUGGAUUCAAGCCUUCGACGAAGCGUAUCACUGUUGCAGGUCAGAUCGGUCACAUGGCGGGGCGAGAGACCGUCUUCAGCACACCAGGGCCAAUGACGGUGGACCGCAAGGCGAUGGAGCUUCUCAUGAGAGUGAUCCUUUCUAAGCAGCCAUGGCGCAAGGACCCAUCCAUUGUCCCAAUGCCUUGGACCCCUCACAAGUUCAACAAGCCCCUCAAAAUCGCCGUGCAGUGGUGGGACGGCGUCGUCAAGCCUCAUCCUCCAGUCACCCGCGCGCUCAAGGAGGUUGUCGCCGCCUGCAAAAAAGCCGGCAUGCAAGUCGUGGACUGGAAUUGCGAGGGCUUAAAUCACAAGAAGAGCUGGGACAUCAUCUCGGCCUUGUAUUGGCCCGAUGGUGGUGAAGAGACAUUGGACUGUCUCAACGGCGCCGAAGACACAGUGCUCCCACUCACGAAAUGGGUCAUUCAGGAGCAGCCCAGUGUGAAGAACAUGACGCAAGCUGAUCUUUGGAAGCUGUGCUACGAGCGUGAUGCCUACCGUGCAUCAUAUGCCAAAACCUGGAAUGCGACCGCCGACAGCGAUGGCCAUGAAGUCGACGUAAUUCUCUGCCCUGCCAGCUUCGGAGCGGCCACCCCGCAUGAGAAAUCCAAGUACUGGGGUUACACUUCGCACUGGAAUAUGCUCGACUACCCGGGCGCCGUCUUCCCCGUCACUACGGUUGACGCUUCAAAGGAUGUCAAGGACUCGAGCUACAAGCCUGUCAAUGAGCAAGAUCAGUUCAUUCAGGACCUGUAUGACCCCGAAUUGUUUGCUGGAGCCCCGGUCGGUCUCCAGAUUGUCGGAAGACGGCUGCAAGAGGAAAAGGUCCUCGCUGCCUUGGAGCUGGUUGAGCAGGCCAUGGGCCGCCCAUAA